AUGAAGAUUCUGGAUCCCCAAUGUGCAGUUCUAACGAAUUCCGAAGUCCUCUCUUUUAUGCGAUCUCAUCCACCACGAAAACCGGAUCCGCGAGUCGGUGGGUAUCCGGUGACAGACUUGAGAGGACUAUGGAGUGUGCAAAGAGAGUUUACAGACUACACUGAGACCAUAACACCCCACCUCCUCUCAUACCCAGAUCCUCCUUCAAAGUUUAUGAGAACGCUCCUUCAGCGACUCCAAAAAUUCAACCUAACUAAGCCGGAAGUCUUGGUGAUGAUCAAUCUAGGUGUGGGAGUAAAGAAAGCACCAGAAGCUAGACAAGAAGCUAUCGAGGUGCCGAACGAAGAAGAAGAAGAGAUGGUUGGGAACGGGGAUGGAGAUCUUUUAGAUAAAGUCGAGAGGCAUCUCGAUUCAGCGGAAGGUGCGGACAGGGCGCAAGCUGAGAAUCGAGCGGCAGGCCACGAGGAUGUCCAGAUGCAGGAUGAGCAGGAAGAAGACAAUUCAGACAUCACCGUCCUGAAUACGAUAGUCGAGGAAAUGUAUGAUCGUUUCACCGAUGCUGAUAUUAAGGAGAUCUUGCAGAUUUGUGGGGAGAUAUUAGGUGGUAGUGAGAACCCCUGA
Endocarpon pusillum Z07020 is the source of this 621-nucleotide messenger RNA. RefSeq lists its product as uncharacterized. Gene Ontology annotation, biological process: transcription initiation at RNA polymerase III promoter. The transcript is spliced from 3 exons. Gene Ontology annotation, cellular component: RNA polymerase III complex. Bases 1 to 621 code for a protein of 206 amino acids. The record is from RefSeq and is a predicted model, not a curated record. Lineage: Eukaryota; Fungi; Ascomycota; Eurotiomycetes; Verrucariales; Verrucariaceae. Gene Ontology annotation, molecular function: nucleotide binding.